Messenger RNA from Astrephomene gubernaculifera, 2207 nucleotides. The record is from the annotation of a GenBank genome assembly. NCBI's taxonomy places the organism in Eukaryota, Viridiplantae, Chlorophyta, Chlorophyceae, Chlamydomonadales, Astrephomenaceae.
AUUCAAUUCAUACGGAAGUUGACGGAGGAUUAUGCGCAGUUGUUUCUUUUGAAAUGCAUGCGCCAAGCCAUAAUUGCAUCGCGCAACACUCUCUUUAUAGGCGUAUGAUGCCUUUCUUAAUGAAAUUUUGUUUACAGCUUCUGUAAGUCUAGCUCUUGAAUGCCAACACGUACUGCCAACGGUGCUCUACUGCUGCUUUUCUCCUGCAACACAACCUUUAGCAGGCACCUAGAUUGCAUAGUUUGCAGAACACAAGUGUAGUCGAGGUAACGCAACUGCGAUCAUGGUACCAGAGCACCCUGGCGCGACAGUCCCGGCCCCCGCCACUGCAGCGGACAUUGCAGCGGAGCUGACACAAGCUGUUCAUGACUUGAACGCAAGAGGCCUUUUUCAAGCAGCCCAGUGGGCAGCUGAGCAACUGGUCGGGCUGGAGCUGCACCUUGCGCCACCAUCCGGUCCGGCAUGGCAACAGCAUCAUUACCAGCCUGGCAGAGAAUCCGCAUCAAACGGGGCUGCCCCGGCACCUCGUACGGAUCCCGACGAGCACCACCCGCAGUACCUGCUAGCGCGUGCGUACUUCCAAGCCAGGGAGUUCCGCCGCGCCGCGCACUGCCUGUCCGGCCUGCCGGGGUCGCUGCCGGCCUUCCUGCGCCUGCACGCCACCUACCUGGCGGGAGAGAAGCGCAGGGAGGAGGAGCGUGUGGAGAAGGGUGGACCCCUGGGUCGGGGCUCCGAAACCCUCAACCCGGAACUGGAGGCCCUAGAAACCGCCCUGGAAGCACACCUGGGCCUUACCACCGCCACCACCACCACCACCACCACAACAGGAACCGCUGAGGCAACCGCUGACGUCAGCGGAGGAGGCGGAGGUGGAGGAGGAGGCGGAGGCGGCAAUACACAGCCCCCGGAUCCCUUCAUGCUGUACUUGUACGGUGUCGUACUCACGGGUCGCGGCCGUACUGCUGAGGCCCUGGAUGCGCUGGUGGCCUCGUUGCGAGCCUACCCCUGCAACUGGAGCGCGUGGAUGGCCGUCCAAUCCAUCUGCACAGGCAGCGCCGGCGCCGCCUCCGCACCUCCCCUGCCGCCCCUCGCCUCCCCCCUCGCCUCCUCCUCCUCCGCCCCGCUUCCCCCUCCCUCCGCCUCCGCCUCCCCCUUCCCCAGCCCCCCUCCCGCGGGCCUGCCGGUUCACUGGUCCCGCGAGUUCUUCCUCGCCUCCGCCGCCCUGGCCGCGCAGCAAAACCAGGAGGCGCUGUCUCGCAUGCAGGGACUGGCGCAGGUGUUCCGCGGCUCGCUGGCGGUGGAGGCGGGUGUGGCGCAGGCGCACUACAAUCUGCAGAACUUCGAGCAGGCGCAGGCGCUGUACGAGGACCUGCUGCACAGGGACCCGUUCAGGCUGGAGGGCACCGACACCUACUCCAACAUCCUGUUUGUUAAGGAGGCUGCCCCGCAGCUGUCCGUGCUGGCGCACCGUCUGGCAGCCACCGACAAGUACCGCCCGGAGACAUGCUGCGUGCUGGGUAACUACUACUCGCUGCAGGGUGCCCACGAGAAGGCUGUGGAGUACUUUCGCCGUGCGCUGCGUCUGGACCCGCGCUACCUGGCCGCCUGGACCCUCAUGGGCCACGAGUACAUGGAGGUCAAGAACACUCCCGCGGCAAUCGACGCCUACCGCCGCGCCCUGGAUGUGAGUCCGCUGGACUUCCGAGCCUGGUACGGGCUGGGUCAGGCCUACGAGCUGCUCAAGAUGCCCUUCUACGCGCUCUACUACUACCGCCGUGCAUCGCAGCUGAGGCCCACGGAUGCACGCAUGUGGUGCGCGCUUGCACAGUGCUACGUGCACGAGCAGGUGGGGCUGCAGGACGCCGCCAUCCGGGCCUACCAGAGGGCGGUGGCGCACAACGACCCGGACGGGAUUGCCGUACACAAACUGGCCAAGCUGUACGAGAGCCGCGGCGAGGGCUGUGCGGCGGAGCGGCUCUUCAGACACAGCCUGCAGCGGCUGGAGUCCCAGUCCCCGGCCGCCCUGCAGAGCCAGGACGCCAUCGAGGCGCUCAGCUUCCUGGCGGCUCACUGCAAGGACACGGGUCGCCUGGCUGAGGCGGAGCAGCUGUGCUCCCGACUGAUGGACGUGGGCGGACCCGCCAAGGAGAGGGCCAAGGCACUGGCGCGGGAAAUACGAGGGCUGCAGCAGUUUGCGACAGGGGGGG